CCCACUCCUGCCACUUCCAACUUCUCCACCACCUUUCUACACUACUAAUUGUCUUGGAAGACUCUUCACUCACUCGAGCUUCCACCACGCCCGUUCACAUACCAUCUUCCUCUCGUUAAAGCACCAUCCACCUUUGCGCCCAGACCACGACUUCUCUUCUCCCCCACGAAUAAUCUUCCGUCCACAUCCACAAUGAAGGGAACAAUCUUCGCUGUUGCCGCCCUCUCCGCGACUGGCGCCGUCGCGACCCCGGCCCUUGCGCCCAGGGCUUCCUCCACUAGCUCUAGCAAGACCCCCCAGGUUUCUGUCAAGGGUAACGCCUUCUUCGCUGGCGACAAGCGCUUCUACAUCCGCGGUGUUGACUACCAGCCCGGUGGUUCCUCCAAGGUCGCCGACCCCAUCGCCGACACCGAGGCUUGCGCGCGUGAUGUCAAGGAGUUCCAGAAGCUUGGUAUCAACACUGUCCGUGUCUACACGGUCGACAACUCCAAGAACCACGACGAGUGUAUGUCCAAGCUGGCUGAUGCCGGUAUCUACCUCGCCCUGGACGUCAACAGUCCCAACUACUCCCUGAACCGCAAGGAGCCCAAGAGUUCCUACAACGACGUCUACCUCCAGAACGUCUUCGCUACCAUCGACGCCUUCGCCAACUAUGACAACACCCUGCUCUUCUUCUCCGGUAACGAGGUCAUCAACUCCGAUGACACCACCGGCGCUGCUCCCUACGUCAAGGCCGUCACCCGUGACAUGAAGCAGUACAUUGGCAGCCAGGGCUACCGCUCGAUUCCUGUCGGUUACUCCGCUGCUGACGUCGACUCGAACCGCUUCGAGAUGGCCGAGUACAUGAACUGCGGUACUGACGACGAGCGCUCCGACUUCUUCGCCUUCAACGACUACUCCUGGUGCGACCCCUCUUCGUACGAGACUGCUGGCUGGGACAAGAAGGUCAAGCAGUACGGCGAGUACAGCAUUCCUCUUUUCCUGUCCGAAUUUGGCUGCAACACCAACAAGCGCAAGUUCGAGGAAGUCGAGGCUCUCUACUCCGAUAAGAUGACCGGUGUCUACUCUGGUGGUCUUGUCUACGAGUAUGCUGAGGAGGGUAACAACUACGGUCUUGCCAAGCUCUCGAGCGACUCUGCCACGGAGAACGACGACUUCACGGCUUACAAGAACGCCCUCGAGAAGACUCCCGCGCCCUCUGGCGACGGCGGCUACAAGAAGGACGGCAAGGCCUCCACUUGCCCGUCCAAGUCCAAGACCUGGGACGUCGACAGCGACUCGCUGCCCGCCAUCCCCGAGCCGGCCAAGGAGUACAUGACCAAGGGCGCUGGUGAGCGCAAGGGUCUCAAGGGCGGUUCGCAGAACGCCGGCACCCAGUCCAGCGGCACUGCGACCGCCGGCUCCGGUGAGGUCACUGCCACCGCCACUGGCGGCUCCAGCUCCAGCACCGGCGGCUCCUCUUCCGGCUCUGCUGCCAGCGGCCUGCGCGUCCCCGCUUUCGAGAUCGCUCCCCUCGUCUGCACCAUGGUCGUUCUCGGCUCCACCCUCUUCGGUGCCACCCUUCUGUAAGCGCUACACAAGAUCGUCGAUCACGCAUCUCAUCAUCGUGGUUGUUUCUUCGUUCUUGGGUCCGACGCGCGUCGGAUUAGUUCGCUUUUGCUUUUGUGCAUAAUAAGGGCGACGCAUGCAGCGGGUUCUGUUUUUCAUUCGAUUGGUUCCGGCGCGUUGGGACCGU
Molecule: messenger RNA, 1735 nt
Organism: Aplosporella prunicola CBS 121167
Lineage: Eukaryota; Fungi; Ascomycota; Dothideomycetes; Botryosphaeriales; Aplosporellaceae
Product: glycoside hydrolase family 72 protein
Exons: 1
Coding region: 193-1569 (458 amino acids)
Biological process (GO): fungal-type cell wall (1->3)-beta-D-glucan biosynthetic process
Cellular component (GO): cytoplasm; fungal-type cell wall
Molecular function (GO): 1,3-beta-glucanosyltransferase activity
Source: RefSeq, a predicted model, not a curated record